UCCAACAAAUCAAUAUACUGUAACAAUCAAUCCUAAAACACAGCAAUGUUCAACACUUGUAAACAAAUUUCUAAUCCUUUCAAAAAUAUUUGCUCAGCAGGUAUGGUUGUGGAAUUACAACUAUGCACAUAUUUUUAUAGAAUUUAGACCUAGAGCAGGUUUCAGGUUAAGCUGAACAAAACAGUCGAUUGAGUUUGGUCUUUACCCUGGAGGUGGUCCUGGAUGGUGAAAAGAUCUUUCCGUCAUCUUUUCCAUUCCUUUUAGACACAGAUAUCAAGAAUCAGCACAUGAAACUUAAGAAUGGUGAUUAUUAACAAAAUUUCAUGCUGAAAUUUAUACUGGAUACCAGAAUAGUACAAAACUACCAACAUGCAUUGCAGCAUGGACAAAUGAGCCACUGUUUUCUUCAUCUGCUUUUAUUUUUAAGUUAUUUGAUUUGUGACUUUUUGCUAGACUGUUUUUUACUACUCAUGGUAAUUAUGAUGCUCUGUUUUGUUUUGUUUUUCCAAAAACUAAUUUUAAAAUGUCAAAUUUCAAGAGCAACACUAAAGCAAACACCGAUCUCCAUUAUGGUGACUUCAAAUAAACGUUCACAUAUACACCUCAAAUCUCAAUUAGAGCUUGUAAUAAGUAAAGCUGGUAAUGCUGUUUUCUGCUGAAAUCUUGAGAGAUUUAAUGUGUUGUAUUUUUAGUUGAUUUUAUCUUUGUCUUUGGCUGAAGAUUGUGUUUCUCUGCUCUUGUUUUUCUUCCCUUCAGUGAUCCUACUUGUGCACAGGUGUCCAAGUUCAAGCCUCCUUUAAUUAGUCACUUCAUCAUCUCAAUAACUAUCAGUGCUCUUUUAAAACUAAAUGUAUUUUAACAGUAAUAUACUGUAGGUUUAAUUCAAGGAAGCAAACAGUAAAAAAAAAACUGUAGAUUAACAGCAACCCCGCUACCAGUAUUUCAAAGUAAAAAAAAUUAAAAUACAGCAAGAUUCUGUAAAACCUAACAGUCAAGAUUCCUGUUGUGUGUUUUGUGGAUUGCCAUUUUGUAGAAGAGUAGAGCCUCUGUUUAAGUCAAUGACGUACAGAGAAAUCUUGGUGUUAUGCUGUGUGUUGCUUUAUGUAAAGGCAGUAACUGUGUAGGAUUGAUGCACUGAGACUCUCUUCACUAAUUUCAAUUGCACAGGAAUGUGUACUGUUAUUAUCUACAAGAGAUUUAACUUGAGUUUAUACUUUUAAUAAUUCUUGGAUCAGUGUACCUUUUGCUUUAGCUAACCCUGCAGUCUCAGAUAUCAGUGUGACAGCAGUGAAAAAAGUAUUUCAGAUGCCAUGGCUGGGCAAAAUUCAUUCUUCAGAUGGUUGGAUGUGGGCAGAUAACUUUUGCCUUCUGAUAUUUGGGGGGAUUCCCUGGCAGGUCUAUUUUCAACGGGUUCUUUCUGCUUCUUCAGCUUCUUACGCCCAAGUCCUCUCAUUCUUGGCUGCAUUUGGAUGCCUCAUUAUGGCGCUCCCCUCCAUUUUAAUCGGGGCCAUAGGGGCAUCUACAGACUGGAACCAGACAUCAUAUGGCUCUGUACCACCGACAGAGAGAGAUGAAUCAGACAUGAUUCUACCUAUCGUGCUUCAACAUCUUUGUCCAUCUUUUAUCUCAUUUUUCGGCUUGGGUGCAGUUUCAGCUGCUGUGAUGUCAUCAGCAGAUUCAUCCAUUCUAUCAGCAAGUUCAAUGUUUGCACGCAACAUCUAUCAGCUUGCCUUCCGUCAGUCGGCAUCUGAUAGAGAAAUUGUGUGGGUUAUGCGACUCACAAUCUUCGUGUUUGGUGCUGUAGCCACGGCCAUGGCUCUCUUGACUGGAACAGUUUAUGGAUUGUGGUACCUUAGCUCGGAUCUUGUCUAUGUUAUUAUCUUUCCUCAGUUGAUUAGUGUGUUAUUCAUUAAGGGAACCAAUACGUAUGGCUCAGUAGCUGGCUACAUCUUUGGCUUGCUUCUGAGAAUCGGUGGUGGGGAACCCUACCUCAAGCUUCCACCUUUCAUCUACUACCCAGGCUGGAAUGAAGAAGAGAAGGUGCACCAUCUGACCAAAGAGGUGGAGCAUGUUGUGGUUCAGAAGUUCCCUUUCAAGACUGUAGCCAUGCUAGCCUCACUUUUGGGCAAUGCCAUCUUCUCAUACACAGCCAAGUAUCUAUUUGAGAGCGGCACACUCUCUCCCAAAUAUGACUUUAUGAAUGCGGUGGUUGCCAAGCACAGCAAGGAAAUCAUGGACAAGACAAUUCUUGUAAGCAGUGACAACAUCAUCCUGUCAGAAAUGGCUCCAGUUAAUCCAAGGACAGCAUCUUCCUUUCCAGUUACAUUCGUGAACAUGGAGGUGCUUAUUGAUGAAAAAGAAAUCACUGCAGAACUAAAUAAUGAAUGUGAAUAAGGAGUUUCUGUGACUGAUGGGUGAUUGAGUGCAAAUCUGUGAAGAAAACUAAAACCUCAUGCUGGUUUAAUUAUUUUUGGGGUUUAUUUAGAUUUGUCAUGAGUGUAGCAAUACACAGUUCACGAGCUAUUUCAUUUCACUGAAGUAGAUUUUCUUGAAUGUCCAUUAUAUGAAUGAAUGAUGUUAAAAAUCCCAUUAGUAUUGAUGCAUUAUUGUUUUUAGUGACAGCAGCUUGUAAAAUCUAACAUGUGUGGGGCCAUGUAUUAUGCCAUUAGUUUUGAUCUGCAUCUUAAAAAAAUGGUGAUGAAUGAAAUAUAUUUUAUUUGAGCUGUUAAUAUAGUGUUUUAUGGGUUCUCUCUGUAGUCUAGAACUAGUGCAAAUAUUGUCAAGACAGUAUUACUGUGAUGAAAGCAACAUUUCUUAAAACAUUCUCAGUGAUGUCAUAAUGUAAACUAGUUGGAAUUCAUAAAACUGUACUGUUGAUUCAAUCAUGCAAUGUUGGUGUUGAUGUAGAGUUUGCCAUUAUUGUUUUUGCUUAUGUACCUAUCCUGACAUCACACAAUGUAUUUUUCAUGGCAUCAGGCAAAAUGUUUACACUUUAAUGAGAUUUAAAGUGAUAGUCUAUUAUUCUAGCAAAGCUGCAGUUAGAAAUUAUCUAUUUAAUUUGCUUGACAGGGAGGUAUUUGUGAUGAUUUUUUUAUUGUAAAAUAAAGUCUUUUUUUAUGUGAGAUGAAGCCAGGAUAUAUCAAGUAAAACAUUUUAGGAUGUGUACUAGAAAUGUUUCAUUAAACCAGAAGGU
Molecule: messenger RNA, 3193 nt
Organism: Silurus meridionalis
Lineage: Eukaryota; Metazoa; Chordata; Actinopteri; Siluriformes; Siluridae
Product: high-affinity choline transporter 1
Exons: 5
Coding region: 1306-2394 (362 amino acids)
Biological process (GO): acetylcholine biosynthetic process; neuromuscular synaptic transmission; transmembrane transport
Cellular component (GO): plasma membrane; axon; dendrite
Molecular function (GO): choline:sodium symporter activity
Source: RefSeq, a predicted model, not a curated record